Messenger RNA from Betta splendens (Siamese fighting fish), 3072 nucleotides. Its product is annotated as neurogenic differentiation factor 2-like. Bases 795 to 1865 code for a protein of 356 amino acids. Gene Ontology annotation, molecular function: protein dimerization activity. The record is from RefSeq and is a predicted model, not a curated record. Gene Ontology annotation, biological process: nervous system development; regulation of DNA-templated transcription. Lineage: Eukaryota; Metazoa; Chordata; Actinopteri; Anabantiformes; Osphronemidae. The transcript is spliced from 3 exons.
CACCGGGCUCUCAUGUGAUGGCUCUUGCCGGUGACGCGCCAGCCAUAUGGGCGCUGGCAUCGCAGCCUUAGCUGGUAUGUAACCUCGUCCCCGGUAGCUCACGGUUGCCACACGCGCGCUCCCUCUCUCUCUCUCUCUCUCUCUCUCUCACACACACACACACACACACACACGCAACCGCACACACUCACGGAAACACAACUACAGCUACACACACACGCGCGCUCGCUUACUCCCUCACACAUAUACACACACAGACACGCCGAGACGCGCGUCCGUUCACCGGGAGAGCAGCGCCACCGAACAACCCACCGGCACCAGCGGAAGAGGGACGCCGACUUCACCCCCUACGUUGACAACGAGGAGCGUCGCUUCGCUCGCUCGAUCCCCGAAGAUGGUCUGAAACUCGAGCGGCUCUUUUUUCCCCUCCCAUCCCCUGCGAAGAGCUCCAGCCGAGACGCUCGCAUCAAAUAGCCGUCUCCCCGUCCCGGUUCCGCUCCUGCAGGAUGACUUACAGGGUCCAGUCCCGGGGACCGUAGUUCAGCGCCUCACCGCAGCGCACGGGCUGUAAAUAGAUCAUAUCGGACACUAAUUUGAUUUAGAGAUUCCCGCGCGUGGACCUUUAAUCGGAGAAACAAAAGACAAUGAGUAUGCACGAGGAGAAUUCCCGUGGAAGACCAUUAUGUCGCCCCCGCUUCCUCGACGAAGGACGUCCUCAGGCUUAAUGGGAGAUUUAUUGAUGAUUUUGUCGAUGAUUUGCACGUUCAGUCUCGGAGCAAACGACAGGAGCCAAAAUGUUGACGAGGUUUUUCAGUGACCCUUCGCUGCUCCCCGACGUGCAGAAAUACUCCGGCUGGGCGGAGGACAGCGACGGCGACGAUUCAAAGAUUAAAGAUGACGACCAGGACACCCAGGACGACCUGGACGCCUCCGAACUGAGAGGAGGCAGCCGGACCCAUUCCGAACACGCCGGUGAAGAUGAUGAGGACGAUGAGGUCGAGGAAGAGGACGAAGGAGAGGACACAGAGGGGGACAGACCCAAGAAAAGGGGCCCCAAGAAGCGCAAAAUGACCCAGGCCCGCAUCGAGCGCUCCAAACUAAGGCGGAUAAAAGCCAACGCAAGAGAGAGAACCCGCAUGCACGACCUGAAUUCUGCACUGGACAAUCUGCGUAAAGUGGUCCCCUGCUAUUCCAAAACGCAAAAGUUGUCCAAAAUAGAGACGCUGCGAUUGGCCAAGAACUAUAUCUGGGCGCUGUCGGAGAUAUUGCGCUCCGGGAAAAGGCCCGACCUCGUGUCCUAUGUCCAGACUCUGUGCAAAGGACUGUCCCAGCCCACGACCAACCUGGUGGCGGGCUGCCUGCAGCUCAACUCCCGUAACUUCCUAACCGAGCAGCAGUGUCCGGACGGCGGCAGAUACGGCUCCGGCUCGUUCUCCAUGCAUUCCUACCCCUACCAGUGCGCACGUCUAUCCAGCCCCCACUGUCCGCCGGGCUCGAACUCGCACCCCUUGAGGACGCACGGCUACUGCUCAGCUUACGACUCUCUGUACGGUGGGAGCGGGUCCCCGGAGUAUAACAGCCCCGAGUAUGAGGGGCCCCUCAGCCCGCCGCUCUGCGUCAACGGCAACUUUUCUCUGAAGCACCAAGGUUCUGCGUCCCCCGACAACGAGAAGGGGUACCACUACUCUAUGCAUUACUCCGGCCUGCCUGGCUCCAGGCCCAGCGGGGCCCACAACCUGGUGUUUGGCUCUUCAGGGGCCCGGAGCGGCAUUCACUCUGAAAACGUCCUGCCUUACCACGACAUGCACUUACACCACGAACGGGCCCCUGUGUACGAUGAACUCAACGCGUUUUUACACAAUUAAAACGAAAAACCUAUUGUGAGGUUUGUUGCAAUCAACAAUCUGUCCACGGCGGCACAGUUCGCGGACGAGCCUGCCCGCUAGGGUUUAGCAAUGUGAAAGGCGUGCCCUUCCCUGACUCUGGUGUUUCUCCUUCAAGUUUCAGUGUUGAACCUUCGGGUUGCUUUAGUCAGGGAUGUAGUGGAGAGCUCUGUACGCAGGGCGCAAAACACACCGCUUGAGGCUGAUAUCAAUCUUUAAGAGGAGAUUUUAUGAACAAAUCAUAUCAAACCCCAGCGAUAAACGAAUUUCACAGUAUAGAUGUUUUUAUGUGAUUUGUAUUUGUAUUGGUGGUUGUUUGCAUUUUGAUGACCGGAAAGUUUCCCCACUUCUGUAUGUACCACUACAUCACUGGCUACAGCGACACCCAGACGCCCACUCAUUUUCCAAUAUUGUGAAAUUAGACGUAAAUCAGCGAUCACAGUUAACUCUCCCGUACCUGACAGAAAUGUCCUAGUUGGGUUGUUUCCUAACGAAACAGCCGAAAAGGUUCUCCAGCAAAUCACUCGUUUCGCAUCUAUGCAAAACCCAAACGAGACCACAGAGCGAGGCAGCAAGGCCCAGAAACACACAUCAGCACUGUCGCUGCACACGCGCGCGCGCACACACACACACACACACACACACACACACACACACACACACACACACACACACACACACACACACACACACACACACACUGACUCUGACCGUAGGUGGGCGUGUAAAAAUUAACCAGCCUACAAAAAAUGUCAAACUACAAUGAAAUCAGACUUUUUUUAUUUAGGUUUUUACUGUAAUUUGUUCACACGACUCAUGUCCUUCAACUGAGCAAUAUCACUGUACUUUAAUUUCAAAUUAAAGCUUGGUUAAAACAUUUUAUUUUCAGUUGCAAUCUGCUAUGCUGAGUACAUUUGUUUAUUAUUAUUAUUAUUAUUAUUAUUAUUAUUAUUAUUAUUAUUAUUAUUAUUAUUAUUAUUAUUAUUAUUAUUAUUAUUAUUAUUAUUACACUAUUGUGUUGUUUUGUAUUUAAUGUUAAUAGUCUAUAAAAAAAUGAAAGAUCCCAUGUGUUGCUGAAUUUUGGUUUUUGAAUUUUUUUGCUUUUUCAUAAAAUUCAAGUCUUUCAACUUUGUAUUCAACAAACUGUGUGGUAAAAUAAAAUGACAAUAAAUGAGACUGUGCAACCUGA